This is a messenger RNA of Anopheles merus, 3437 nucleotides long. RefSeq names its product eEF1A lysine and N-terminal methyltransferase homolog. Lineage: Eukaryota; Metazoa; Arthropoda; Insecta; Diptera; Culicidae. The coding region runs from base 230 to 2266 and encodes 678 amino acids. The record is from RefSeq and is a predicted model, not a curated record. Gene Ontology annotation, molecular function: S-adenosylmethionine-dependent methyltransferase activity. The transcript is spliced from 2 exons.
AAACAUUUUCCGAAACCGGCAAUAAAAACAUAAAAAUGUACAUUUGUGGUUGAAAACACGUGUUUUUUUACAGUUUUAUUUGUAAUUUUAUUGUAAAAAUGCAGUUUGUGUUGUAGAUAGACAAAACAAUAGACGGAAACAUCUCGUGUUUCAUCAAAAUUCCCUCACAGCGAAGGAGUAGAAAUCUUCUUUCGAACGAAUCUGAGGCUCGCGGUCGCGUCGAACAGCAAUGAAUCUGCUGCCCAAAAGUACGGCCGACUUUGGCUCGACCGAGUAUUGGAACAGUUUCUUCCGGAAGCGUGGCAAGCAAGCGUUCGAGUGGUACGGCGAGUAUCCGGAGCUGUGUACCCAGCUGCAUCAGUACAUCAAGCCGAAGGAUGAAAUACUCGUCGUCGGUUGUGGUAACUCGAAGCUGAGCAUGGACCUGUACGAUGUGGGGUUCAAGAAAAUCACCAACAUCGACAUAUCGCCCGUCGUCAUCAAACAGAUGCAGGAAGCGAACCGGCUCAAUCGGCCCGAAAUGACCUGGAACCAGAUGGACGCAACCGCGAUGACCUUCCCGAACGAAACGUUCUCCGUCGUGCUGGACAAGGGUACGCUCGAUGCACUGUUCACCGAUGAGUCUACCACCGUCGUUACCAUGGUGCGCAACUACUUUGCCGAAAUUGGUCGCGUCCUGCGUCCGGCCGGCCGGUACGUUUGCAUUUCGCUCCUGCAGGAGCACAUCCUCCGGGAGGUUGUGAGCCACUUUCCGGCCGCCCACUUUAUGCUGCGCAUUGUACGGUGCCCCGAGGCGGGCAAAGGCCGUGGAACGGAAGACGCUCCCAAUGCGGACGGCUCCUCGCUCGUAGUGUUUGCGAUUGUGGCAACAAAGCUGAAAAACAUGCCACUGCGCGUGCUUGAGGUAGGCCUCGCCGGCAGUCACAUAGAACGGGUGCAGCGGCCCGAAGAGAUUAUAGCAGCCGUAGCUGCCACCCAGAAAGCGGCCAUGGUUUGCAAUGGGUUAGCACGCGGUAGCAUUGCGGGGAUGGCCGAAGUAUCGCUGGAUUUGUUCUCACCAUCUGACAAGGAGCGACCACGCUACACGAUCCACGUGCUCGACCAGGCACCGAAGAGGGGUAACGGCAAAUACGCGGCCUUCAUUGUUCCGCAGGGCCGCGAAACGGAGUGGCUGUUUGCGACACCGGCCGGUCGCAGAAAGCUGCAAGAAUCGGCCAAGUUUGAUCGACUUGCAAUCGUAACGCUUCACCGGGGUCACUUGUACACCGAUCUGGAAGCGGUCAAAGCGGAACUAGCGGAGAGUGUAAAAUCACUCGCACCGCAACAAGUGUUGCAGGGCGCAUCGAUACCGUACCUCUCGAUCGGUGCGGAAGUAGGUCGCCGGGAAACGAUCCAUACCGGCCGCAGCGAACUGUCCGGUGAGUACGUGGUGGAGGAGAUUGCCGGCGAGAAUGGGCGCCUGUUCCGGCGGCUCGUUUUCCUCUCCAACCAAGCGGUGGUACAGUCGGAGGCGGCACUCAAAAUGGCCCGCGUGCGUGGCAGCCGUGCACCACAGAAGGUGAUCGAUGCGGGCUACCUGGCCUGUCAGCAUCAUCUCUUCAUGACGGUCGGCGUACAGCUGGCGGCGAACAUGGACGCCACCGGUAGCUGCCCCAUUGCCGUCGUUGGGCUCGGUGGCGGUGGACUGUGUACGUUCAUUCGCGAGUGUCUUAAAAAGACCACCAUUACAGCGGUUGAGAUCGAUCCGGAGGUGGAACAGAUUGCGGUGAAAUAUUUCGGCCUCACGCUCGAUGCACGGCUGCGGGUCGUGAUUGCCGAUGGGUUACAGUUUCUGGCGGAUGAAGCGGCACGGGGUGCGCACUAUUCCGCGCUACUGUUCGAUGUGGACAGUAAGGAUGCGAGCGUGGGUAUGAGCUGUCCGCCGGCCGCCUUUCUCGAGCGGGAGGUGCUCGCCAACGUGCGCAAGCUGACGGGCGACUGCGGACUGUUCGUGCUGAAUCUGGUGUGUCGCAAUGAGGCGCUGCGGGAAACGACGGUGGAAGGUUUGAAGCGCGCGUACCGGUACGUGCUUUCGUACCAGCUGGAGGAGGAUGUGAACGAGAUUUUCUACUGCACCGACAACGAACGGCUGAAGGAGGUGACGAACUGGCAGGAGCUGCUGCGCACGGCAGCGGACGACGUGAACAAGCUGGCGCGGAAGGAGAAGCUAACGCUCGAGCAGGAGCUGGUGGAUUUGAGUGACUUUAUCACUGCCCUUAAAAUAUAGGACGAGCAAUGUGUGGCGUUGUGUUGUACAGAAUAUUGCAAGAAGACAAGCGUACUGUUUGGGGGAUGUGAUAUAGUACUUUCGAAAGUAGAAACAUUUGAAUUGAAAAAGAUCUCAUCCACACACAUUAGCUUCUAUUGAUAACAAAAUAAUUUAUUUCGGUUGAACUACUUGCACGUUUCAACGGUAGUAUUCCCUUCCCUACUUCCUGUUCUCAUUUUUCCCACCUUUUCCACUAAUUUUACCUUCAAAAGACCGCAAUUACCGUUUCUGUGUGUCCCGUGAAAAAGCAAAAAAAGGGACAAUUUCCUACUAAUUCACACGAUCGCAAUAUUGCAACUUGUUUUUAUUUUACCUUUCUCCAUAACACACUCGGUUCUUUUUUGUGAUUAUAAUGCCCCAUUUAACACCUACUACUGGAACUGGUACAUCAAAACGUACUUUUUUUUUUCUUCUAAUGGUGUGCGGCACAGGAAAACGCUUAGCGUACGUGUGCGGUUAAACAUGCAUACGGUGGUGUUAUCACCAUUAAUGGCGCCAUUGUGUUUCCAAUACACGGUAUAGAAGGGGAGGGGAGGUGUGGUUUUGAAUUUUGGUUACACAAAUUUUUUGGUUUAAUUCGCUAACAGAACGGUGUUAAAUUGCCUAAACAGUUUCUAUUCUCAUUUUUAUCCUCUUUUUAAUAAUUUUCUUUAAAAAAAUUGGGCCCCUUUUUGAACAGGCGCCUUGGAAAUUCCUAUAAGAUUUAUCCAACAAGGGUGCUAUAGAGUCCAAUUCCCAUUAGUUCAUUUCAAGUAUGAAGGUGUCAAUAAAGUGUCCCACAGCUAUGAGAACUCCUGGAACACCCCUGUAAACCACGUGGGAGAGCUUUUUUUCUUGCACAAACAAUUGAAAUAAUUUAUAAGGAGACAUUUUCAAAACCAUGCUUUCGAAGCGGGAUGGAAAAAGGAAACAAUAGCGGGUUCUCGCUGAACGAACGCGGUUCUACCUUACACGCCCUCUAAUAUGUGACACAGAGCUACAGUACAGUUAAUAUUAACGGCGACAGUGGUUCGUGUGAUUUUUUUUUUUCUCUUCAAUCUACAUUUACUAUUUAAAUUAACCGUUUUCUCGCCGCCUCGUCCCAUCAAGCAGAGAUGGUGUUACAUAGACAUCAAACAUAAAUAAGAGA